AUGACAUCAUCAAUGCUCUGAGUUUUAAAUUAUUCUAUACAAAGGGAUUCAUAUUGUAUAGAAAAAAUUCUGGAGGCUAAAUACGCACCUAUUAUAAUUAAUUAUUGCGAUUCUCAUUAUUAUUCUAUUGCUCUUCCUUCACUAAAACCCCUUGGAAAUAUUUCUAGCAGAAAUAUAGCCCAUGAACUUUUAUGUUUAAGUAGCUUGGUUUGACUGAUGUCCCAUCAGAAUAAAUCAAGGGAAUCAAAAUAUAUAUAA
This is a messenger RNA of Blepharisma stoltei, 258 nucleotides long. The record is from the annotation of a GenBank genome assembly. NCBI's taxonomy places the organism in Eukaryota, Ciliophora, Heterotrichea, Heterotrichida, Blepharismidae.